Galleria mellonella (greater wax moth) is the source of this 1387-nucleotide messenger RNA. RefSeq lists its product as uncharacterized. NCBI's taxonomy places the organism in Eukaryota, Metazoa, Arthropoda, Insecta, Lepidoptera, Pyralidae. The record is from RefSeq and is a predicted model, not a curated record. The coding region runs from base 152 to 1360 and encodes 402 amino acids. The transcript has 7 exons.
UGCACAAAGCUCAGUUACAUAACAGAGGGCGACGCGAACGGACCACUCCACUCGCAUCCCUCCGAUUUAAAAAUUAUAUUUUGAGUACUUAUUUUUUUUGUUUGUUUCGUGAUAAAUGUAAAUAAGAAGCGAGUUGUGAAUCGAUUGAAAAAUGAAUUUCGACGGUACGUGGUGGCUGGUGCUGGUGUGCGUGUGUGCAUGCUCAGCUGAAAAGUGGCGGUUCCCGGAGAGUGCCGCGUCGGUCCGCAUCGACACCAAAGUCCGCUUCGUGGACGGAGACGACCGACCCAACGAUAAUGAAAAGAUCAAAGCCAGCGAAAACCAAGUGCAAGCAGAUGAGGUGCCAUUCGAGCCGGCCUCGGACACGGCCGGUUUCUACAACCGACCAGCAAGCGGCGACGUCUCGGGCCGAUUCCCAGUGCGGGUGGAGGGACAGCGGGCGCCCUACAGGGUCGAAGGGCAGGCCAUCUACUCUAUCAGCAAGACUCCCGAGCGCUACUACUCGGACGGAACAUUGGACUCGAUGCAACACUGCAAGUGUGUCUCCACGCCUGACUGCCGCCCGUCCAGCGACUCUCUGAAAGCAUGUGGCGUUGGAAAAUAUCUGUGCUGUUACAAACGACCAAACAAGAGCUAUCAUCAAAAUUCAGAAUUCUUCAAUGAAGUGGAAGACGAACGUCCAGUUUUGCUACCGGGUCAAGAAAAUAUAAACGGUCCAUUCCCGCCACCCCCGGGCUCAUACUUCAAUGGAGUAUUCGGCGCGCAGCAAGAACCCGAUUCCUCAGUGAUAGGCAACAUCGACAGGCCACGGCCGCAACAAGCUGUACUCGUUGGCCCUGAUGGUCCCACCGGCAACAUUGGCCCACCGAACAGACACGUCGGAGCAACUGGCAAUCCAUCCUUGCAGCACAAUUCCCAAGUCCCACCCGUUCUUGUCGGCCCCGACGGUCCAACUGGUAUAAUAGGCCCAGCACCAAUUAAUCCUAACCAAAAACCAGGCGGAAAUCGAGACGUUGGCCAAAGUGAGACUGCACAACGAGGUAUCUUAGUUGGACCAGGUGGUCCUACUGGGAUCAUUGGCCCCGCCGGUUUCAACCGUCCAGGUGGAUUUAUGAAUUACUACUUCGGAGGCGGUCGAAGUACUGGGCCGGGCAUUUUGGUCGGACCGGGUGGACCUACUGGCAUUAUUGGGCCUGGGAGAGGAAUUCUCGUGGGGCCAGGUGGGCCCACUGGCCAAAUAGGGCCGAGAAGACCGUUCAAUUAUGGAUGUCCGCGACAACAAAGAAACAAAUUGACAUCCACUACUUCGUCUAGUUCAGAUAGCUAUAGAAAUAGAAAGAAUAAAAAAUAUGUCGUGUAAAUAAUAAUAAAAACACUAAUUGAAGUA